Molecule: messenger RNA, 1573 nt
Organism: Chelonoidis abingdonii (Abingdon island giant tortoise)
Lineage: Eukaryota; Metazoa; Chordata; Testudines; Testudinidae
Gene: SNX32
Product: sorting nexin 32
Biological process (GO): retrograde transport, endosome to Golgi
Cellular component (GO): endosome
Molecular function (GO): phosphatidylinositol binding
Source: RefSeq, a predicted model, not a curated record
GCCGGCGCCCCCCCCCCCCAUUCCUAGUCAGCUGUUGAGGCCUGAGCCUAGGUUCAUCUGCAGGGCAUCCUGAGCUGCUCUCUUCUUGAAGGCGCAUGGAGGAGCCGCUGGAGAUGCCGCCUGGGGAGGAGAGCAAGCCUUGCUCAGUCUCGGAGGAGCUCGUCACUGACCCCUCCUUGCAGGUUGAGAUUUCAGAUGCAGUCAGCGAACGGGACAAGGUGAAAUUCACUGUCCAGACCAAGAGCUCUCUGCCCCACUUCACCCGCCCAGCGCUUUCCGUGGUCCGGCAGCAUGAGGACUUUGUUUGGCUGCACGACACCUUCUCUGAAAAUGAUGAAUACGCUGGCAUCAUUAUCCCCCCUGCACCCCCCAGGCCUGACUUUGAGACAUCGCGGGAGAAGCUGCAGCGUCUUGGGGAGGGGAACAGCACCCUGACACGGGAGGAGUUCGCCAAGAUGAAGCAGGAGCUGGAGGGCGAGUACCUGGCCAUCUUCAAAAAGACGGUAGCAAUGCACGAGGUGUUCCUGCAGCACCUGGCAGCCCAUCCCGUCCUACGCCGGGACCACAACUUCUACGUCUUCCUGGAAUAUGACCAAGAUCUUAGUGUGCGUGGCAAGAACCGCAAGGAGCUGCUGGGCGGCUUCUUCCGGAACAUGGUCAAGUCAGCUGACGAGGUGCUCAUCACCGGGGUGUUGGGGCUGAAGGAGGUGGACGAGUUCUUUGAGCACGAGCGGACGUUUCUGCUGGAGUACAACACCAGGGUGCGCGACACCUGCCUCAAGGCUGACCGCGUCAUGCGCGCCCACAAGAGCCUGGCAGAGGACUAUAUCCCCAUCUCAGUGGCACUGAGCAGCCUGGGAACACAGGAAGUCUGCCAGCUCCAGACGAGCUUCCUGAAAUUGGCUGAACUCUUUGAACGGCUGCGGAAGUUGGAGGGCCGGGUGGCAUCAGAUGAGGAUCUGAAACUGUCUGACCUGUUCAAGUACUACAUGAGAGACUCACAGGCAGCCAAGGAUCUGCUGUACCGGCGCCUGCAGGCCCUGGCUGAUUAUGAGAAUGCCAACAAGGCACUGGACAGAGCCCGCCUGAGGAACAAGGAGGUGAAGCCCGCUGAGGCCCAUCAGCAGCUGUGCUGUCAGCGCUUUGAACAGCUGUCAGCCUCCGCCAAGCAAGAACUGACUGAUUUCAAGUCACGUCGAAUCUCCGCAUUUCGCAAGAACCUGAUCGAGCUGGCGGAGCUGGAGGUGAAACAUGCCAAGGCCAGUAGCCUGCUGCUGCAGAACACCCUGAUUGUGCUGAAGGGCGAUGCCUGAUGCUGCCACCCAGCCCUGCACCUGGAGAGGGGCCUCUCAGUACCUUGCUACAGAGACACCCCCUCCCCCCCCAGCGCUACUGCUGCUCCCUCAUAACCCAGCCCCAUAUAUUCCUGCCCCUGCACCAACCCUGCUGGCAUUCCAGCCCCCUCCAUACCAGCUCUGGGGGCCCAUCUGACUGUGGGGGCACCCCCCCAACACCCAUUAACUCCCUCCCCCUGGCCUCCCAGAGAUGGCUGCAAGCCAGAGUUUCUUUAGGA